Molecule: messenger RNA, 1737 nt
Organism: Notolabrus celidotus (New Zealand spotty)
Lineage: Eukaryota; Metazoa; Chordata; Actinopteri; Labriformes; Labridae
Exons: 2
Coding region: 106-1071 (321 amino acids)
Source: RefSeq, a predicted model, not a curated record
UCUUUAAACCAGAGACUGUACCACCAUAAUCCCUCACAGUUCACACACACUCAGAGAGUCUGAAGACAUUGCUGGAGUUUUGUACCUGACAAACAAACUGACAAGAUGGUUUACCAGUUCAAUGCAGAAGGCGAUCAUCAAGAUGAUGAUGAUUACCCAAACGACCGCCCAAGACCGAGUCGUGUCCGUGAGCGUGGCGAUCAUGUAGACGAUCCUGAUCAGGAAAACAAUCCUGAUCAGGAAAACAAUCCUAAUCAGGAAAACAAUCCUGAUCAGGAAAACAAUCCUAAUCAGGAGGACUCCAAUGAGGAAGAUCAAGUUGAGGAGCAGGUCGAACAAAACACCAAGAAGAGACCAAGAGAGGACGAUGAGGAGGAAAGAGAGGCAAAAAGGCGCAGAACACUUGACCCGGACCAGGAGUUGGAGAACAACAACAGCCCAAACCCUGGUCACCAGAGUGGAGAUGUUGCUGAGGUUGAACCACAGGCCAGCCAGCCUUCAGAAUACGUAGUUGACACUCCUCAGCCUGGAAGAUCCAGAAAAAGGAAACGUGAAGAAAAUGAUGAUGAAGAAGAAGUAGAGAGCAAAAGGUUCAAAUGGGACUGGUCUGAGAGUGGCGAUGAAGAUGUUGAAAACAACAGCCCAAACCCUGGUCACCAGAGUGGAGAUGUUGCUGAGGUUGAACAACAGGCCAGCCAGCCUUCAGAACUUGUAGUUGACACUCCCCAGCCUGGAGGAUCCAGAAAAAGGAAACGUGAAGAAAAUGAUGAUGAAGAAGAAGUAGAGAGCAAAAGGUUCAAAUGGGACUGGUCUGAGAGUGGCGAUGAAGAUGUUGAAAACAACAGCCCAAACCCUGGUCACCAGAGUGGAGAUGUUGCUGAGGUUGAACCACAGGCCAGCCAGCCUUCAGAACACGUAGUUGACACUCCACAGCCUGGAGGAUCCAGAAAAAGGAAACGUGAAGAAAAUGAUGAUGAAGAAGAAUUAGACAUCAAGAAGUUAAUAUGGGACUGGUAUGACAGUGACUAUGAAGAAGACACUUAUGAGACUGAUGAGUCUGAUGAAGAGUGAGUAUCAUGCACCUCCUACUCCAAUAAUGUGUCUUUAUGUAACCGGUGUGCUGUGUUUUUUAAAGUUGUCUGACAGGUGACUGACAUCAGGAUCUCGCUUUCUCUGCGUUUAUUCUGUUAAUCAGACAAAAAAAGAACCUCUGUGUUUACAAAGUAAAAAGCACAUUUCGACUAGCUUAAACCUUCAGUGCACGCAAAUCAGCACGAAGCAUGAGCAUGUUAGUCUACUUAAACAUGACUUUAAAAAGAAAUAAAAGGAACAUCUGUGUAGUAUACACAUUAAAACACCAUACAGGACAAAAGCACACAUAAAAUAAAUAAAUAUAUGGAAACAGAAAAGUUAAGCAGCAGACACCUACCUCUCCCCCAGGGAUAACAUACCAAAGGGGAGAGGGAAGGGUGCAAAUUAAAAAUUAAAGUUCAAGAAACCAACAAAGAAGAAAAUGACCGGAAGACGAGGCUGCAAAUCAAAAUACUUAAAAAAAAGAAACACACAACUAGGCUCUACACACACAGAUAUAAUUUGUGUAAUUAUAAAGUAAUAAUAAUUCAUAUUGUCUUCCCCUUCCCCUUCCUUGGAUGUCACUCUCCUGAUGUGGUUUUCCCCAGGUACUCUGGUUUGUCCACAUCACAAAGAAAUAAUUUGCAAUAAAACUCUUAAAUUUGC